Molecule: messenger RNA, 2506 nt
Organism: Danio rerio (zebrafish)
Lineage: Eukaryota; Metazoa; Chordata; Actinopteri; Cypriniformes; Danionidae
Source: RefSeq, a predicted model, not a curated record
AAAACUUCGGUUUGUCACACUCAACACCUUCAUCACAUCUAUAUAGCACCUCUAAUACAAGCACGAGUGACCGGGUGCGCUUUUCUGAGAGUGGGAAGAGCGCACAAAGGCGGGAGCGCGCAAACAAAGGAAAGUGAUGCUGAGGGGACGCGCCUGAUGAAAAGCACAAUGGACGCGCGUUUGAGCUUUAUUUGGUUUCCUCAGUGAUGAGAGAGAUUGAGACUGAUGUUAGUCAGCGUGUCUUGACCAGAGAGAGAGAAAGAGAGAGAGAGAGAGGCGUGCACGAGCAUCAUCCGGCGUUAUUCAGAAAGCGCAGUCUCAGAAGCGAGGAUGUAAACUGUGUGUCUUUUUAAUCUGAGUAAACAGUGUUCAAAUAGCUUCAUAUUCACUUAUAGCCAACGGAAAUACGUUAUCCGUCAUGAAAUUCCCGUUAGAGAAUCCGAGGAAACAGGUGAACUGGGAUCCUGAACAAGUGGCCGUUCAGACCAACAUGGUCCCGCAGAAGAAGCCGCAGUCGGGUGCAGUCCAGUCCAGUCUGGUCCAGGCCAGUGUUUCGGCCAUGCAGAACCCGAUGGGCUGCGAGCUGAAAAACGGUCACUGUCUACUACCACGACUGUCAAUCUCAUCCCGAUCGGCCAGCGUCCUCACCGGCAUGGAUUCUGGAGCGGACGGAUCGGCUCUGCACUCCGUCAUGAAGUGGAAAACGGUGCUGGCUGUGUUUGUGGUGGUGCUAUCGUAUUUAGUGUGCGGAGGUCUAGCGUUUCAGGCACUCGAACAGCCCUUCGAGAGCAUCCAGAAAGACUCCAUCACCCAGAAGAAAGCCCAGUUUCUCCAGAAAAACCCCUGCGUCUCUCAUGCCGACCUCGAGGCGCUUAUUAAGCAUGCAGUAGAAGCGGUUAGCACUGGAGUGAGUCCUAUUGGAGACGCGUCCUAUAACUCCAGCCAGUGGGAUCUCGGCAGCGCUUUCUUCUUCGCUGGAACCGUCAUCACUACAAUCGGCUAUGGAAACAUCGCUCCCAGCACUGAGGGCGGCAAGAUUUUCUGCAUCCUUUACGCCAUAUUUGGCAUCCCUCUGUUCGGCUUCCUGUUGGCCGGGGUCGGGGAUCAACUGGGCACGAUGUUUAUGAAGAGCAUCCUGAGGGUGGAGAAAGUUUUCAGGCAAAAGCACAAGCAAAUCAGUCAGACCAAAAUCCGCGUGACCUCCACCAUCCUCUUCAUCAUCGCCGGAUGCAUCGUUUUUGUCACCAUCCCAGCGGUGUUUUUCAAGCACACAGAGGGAUGGAGUACAUUAGACGCCAUUUACUUUGUCGUCAUUACGCUCACGACCAUCGGCAUUGGAGAUUAUGUUGCAGGAGGAGAUCGGAAAAUUGAAUACAUGAAAUGGUACAAGCCUCUGGUGUGGUUCUGGAUUUUGGUGGGUCUGGCGUACUUUGCAGCAGUUCUCAGCAUGAUUGGAGAUUGGCUCAGGGUUCUGUCCAAGAAAACAAAAGAGGAGGUUGGACAACAAGUUGGAGGCAUUAAGGCUCAUGCAGUGGAAUGGAAAGCAAACGUCCGAGCAGAGUUACGUGAAACAAGACGCCGUCUUAGUGGAGAAAUUCACGAUAAACUCCAGCGAGCUGCGACUAUUCGCAGCAUGGAGCGCCGGCGUUUGGGUCUGGAGCAGCGUGCGCAUUCGCUCGACAUGCUAUCGCCUGAAAAACGAGCGGUUUUUGCUAGUUUGGAUGCCGGACGCUUCAAAACAUCCUCGCAGGAGAGCAUCGACACAAAACUCAACAACCUGCGCCUGAAGGCUAAAUGCGGAGAGCAGCAGACGUCUUCAGAAGAAAACAUCUUCAACCGCUUCGGCUCGCUCACUAAACUAGCCAAACGCAACAGGAGUAAAGACCUGCGCAGGAAUAUUCAGGAGGAUCCAACUCAGAUAGACGAACUCGACAACGUCACGCUGGGAGAAGAGAGACAGGAGGAGGAGGACGAGGACCAGAUGGAGGAGGAGGAGGAGGAGAAGGUGGAAAAACAGGCCAACACUGGAUUUACCUGUCUGCCGCACUAUCCUGAGGAACCCAAACAGCAGAACGGUCUCGCACCCGCUCAGGUUAAGGAACAAGAGCGAAAUAAAAGACUGGAGCUGAAGGAACACCAACCGUAGGCACACGAUCACACCUGAAGGGCCAAAUUCAUACAGAAUGUGUUUCAUAAAGAGGCUGAGAGAGCUUUAAAUGCACUGCAACAUGAGAAAACACCCAAAUAGACAAAACACCAGCAUAUAAAGAAAGCAUCUUCAUCGGUUUGAUGUUGCACGUGUUGCAUAUCGUCACAAAGCAAACGCAAAUAGAAAACAAGUUGCAAAUCCUUACAACACAUGCACACUUUCAUCUGAAAAAUACUAAACAAAAAGCAAGUUGACUGAAGUAAGCACGUUGUAUUUAUGUAUAUUAUGCUGUCUUCUCAAGGGUGAUGGCUCGGUGGUUAGCACUGUGGCCUCACAGCAAGAAGGUUGCUGGUUUGA